GAAAUCAGUCAAUUUAUUUCGUGCCGUGAGUGGGCAAUCCAGCAAGCAACAGGGAAUAGAUCUCAUCUUUGUUCACGUAAAACGAAGGCUGCUGUUUGUUGUUGGAUAAAAAGAGAUAGACCAAAAGGUUCCAAAGCCAACUUAAAAUGUUAAUAAUUUAUAGGUCCCCUGUCCGCUCUGUGCAAAGUUGGUUAAGGCUGUAGUUUACCUGUUACCGUGCAGAAACAUGUCAGAGAAGCCUGUGAGUGUCAGCGACUAUGAGCAAGAGGCGAAAAAAGUACUCCCCAAAGCAGUGUUUGACUAUUACUUUUCUGGAGCCGAUGAACAAGAGACACUAGCAGAUAAUGUAGCCGCGUUUUCCAGGUGGAGGCUGUACCCCCGCGUGCUGCGGGACGUCUCCCAGGUGGACCUGUCCGUCUCUGUCCUGGGACAGCGGCUCAGCAUGCCCGUGUGCGUGGCGGCCACCGCCAUGCAGAGGAUGGCCCAUCCCGACGGAGAGACGGCCACUAUGAGAGCAUGCUGUUCUGCAGUCACGGGGAUGAUGCUGAGCUCCUGGGCCACGUCCACCAUAGAGGAGGUGGCAGAGGCAGGCCCGGCCGGGGUGCGCUGGUUGCAGCUCUAUAUCUACAAGGACCGGAACCUGACCCUCUCUCUGGUCCGACGGGCCGAGCAGGCCGGCUACACGGGUAUCUUUGUCACUGUGGACACGCCCUAUCUGGGCCGGCGCCGAAACGACGUGCGCAACCGAUUUAAGCUUCCCAGCCACCUCAGGAUGGCUAAUUUUGAUUCCCCAGACAUGGCGUUCUCCUCUAAGGAGGGGUACGGUGAGGACAGCGGCCUGGCUGUAUAUGUGGCUCAGGCCAUCGAUCCCACUCUCCAAUGGGAGGACAUUGCCUGGCUGAAAAAGACGACAUCACUUCCUGUGGUGCUGAAAGGAGUACUGACAGCUGAAGAUGCCAAGCUGGCCCUUCAGUACGGUGUCGAUGGGAUUCUGGUGUCUAAUCAUGGAGCGCGACAGCUGGACUCUGUCCUGGCCACCAUCGACGCGCUCCCACAGAUAGUGGAGGCGGUGGAAGGCAAGGUGGAGGUGUUCCUGGACGGAGGUGUGCGCAAGGGGACCGACGUGUUGAAAGCCCUGGCCCUGGGUGCUAGGGCGGUGUUUGUGGGACGACCUGUCCUGUGGGGGCUCGCCUGUGGGGGUCACAGGGGUGUCAGUGACGUCCUCGAGAUGCUGAGAGAGGAGCUUCGCCUGGCGCUCGCUCUUGCAGGUUGUCGCUCACUGAAGGAAGUGGAUAAGUCAGUUGUGAGGAAAUCUGGGUUCUAUUCACGGAUCUGAGGUCUGAGGUGAAUCAGGCUGUAGAAGGUCAUCCUUGGAUGAGGACUGGUGCAGUACAUCUCAUUAGAAGAAAGGGCUCUGCAUCCACCUGAAAAACAUUGUCUUCCAGUCACGGCACAGGAUACAUAUUUGGCAAUGCUGACAAAUAUGUAAAUGGUUAAAAGCAUAUCAUAAAAUGGGAUUGAUGUUUUCUCAUGACAUACACUAGAAAAAACAGCUAAAUGUAAUUCAAGCUUUGUUGUAUGAUAUGUAUUGCCUUUCAUUUUGUGGAACUACAA
This is a messenger RNA of Anguilla rostrata (American eel), 1614 nucleotides long. RefSeq names its product hydroxyacid oxidase (glycolate oxidase) 1 (gene hao1). NCBI's taxonomy places the organism in Eukaryota, Metazoa, Chordata, Actinopteri, Anguilliformes, Anguillidae. Gene Ontology annotation, biological process: fatty acid alpha-oxidation. The coding region runs from base 227 to 1336 and encodes 369 amino acids. Gene Ontology annotation, molecular function: oxidoreductase activity; FMN binding. The record is from RefSeq and is a predicted model, not a curated record. The transcript is spliced from 8 exons. Gene Ontology annotation, cellular component: peroxisome.